AUGAAUCGCCACCUCUCAUGCUUUUUGAUUAUCAUUGCAUUGUGUGCUGAGUUGAGUAAUGGAGCGGGUUUGCUGAAAGACUCUGUACAUUUUAACAACUCUCUUCAACCACACAACAUUCUCAAGGUCCAUUGUCUCACGGACGAAGAUAAUCUAGGCGAACAUUUGUUGAAUCAUGGACAAACCUAUGAUUUCAGUUUUUAUGAAAGUAUUUUCAAGACUGAAGUCAAUUGUGGCUUAUGGCAGGGACCUGGUUUCAAGUUCUAUGCAUCGUUUAAGGCAUAUGAAGGUGGUGGUCUCAUCAUCCAUUAUGGUAAGAAAAACUUUUGGGAUGCAAGAGAAGAUGGUAUAUAUUUCACACAUGGUUUUUAUCCUUACAAACUAGAGUACAGGUGGUCAGGCCACGUCAUUGCACCAACUCCUUAAAAUGGAAAGAAAUAUAUGUAAUCCCUCAAAUGAAGUGGAUUUCGAUCACCUU
This is a messenger RNA of Raphanus sativus (radish), 478 nucleotides long. RefSeq names its product S-protein homolog 9-like. The transcript has a single exon. Lineage: Eukaryota; Viridiplantae; Streptophyta; Magnoliopsida; Brassicales; Brassicaceae. The record is from RefSeq and is a predicted model, not a curated record. The coding region runs from base 1 to 426 and encodes 141 amino acids.